CAAAUGAUACACACGCUGAACAACCCACACCCCCGCGCGGGGGGUGCUUUUCGGCGCGUCACUCCUUGAGGGUCUCUCACGCGACUGUUCUCCGGGGAGAAAAUGUUGGCGACGGAGUUAGCUCCGAUGGCGAUGUGUGAAAGCAAAGGCCCAAUCUUCUGCGGGGCUGAGCCCGUAGAUGGGGAUGUGGUGGAUGCAAUUGAGAGCAGAGUGAAGAAGAGGAAGAAGAGAAAGAAGAAAGAGGAGUGCGAAAGGGGCACUUGUUCAAAUUCAAUGGAUCCCCUUGAGGUAUUUGGCACAGACAUCAUGCUGAUGAUUCUGAGCCAUCUUGACGCACGCAGCGUGGCACUAUCUCUCCUUGUCUCCCGCCGUUGGAAUGGAGUUGCUUCCAGCGACACCAUUUGGGGCCCCAAGUGCGAGGAAUUAUGGCUUGGAAAAGCACAUAUACCUCGUAUAUCAAAGCUUCGGGGACUUGCAAAGUUGGCUGUUUACUCAUUGGCAGUUGUUGAUGGCAAACGUGCUCGAAUAAUGAGGGAUGACCUCUGUGAUCAUGCUUGGGAAUUUCAUUUUACUGAGGCUGCUCCAGAAUAUUGGCGAAAUCUUGACCCUUACUGGAAUGGCACCGGAGCUCCCUUGCGUCGCUAUUUCCAUCCAGACGGAAGCCAAACUGCAGAUCCGCAGGACCAGAUCUGGGGUGGUCACGAGGCCUGCUACUGUGUAGUAACAAGCUACCUGGCUAAUGACAAGAUAAGACAACACUAUGUGAGGAUUAACAGGUGGCCCCAACUAUACGUGUCGAGGAAGCUGGAUUGGAGGUGGGAGAUGUCCAACAAGCUAUGCAUCUACACCAGCAUCCCUGAUCCUGAUAAACCGGAUGGGACUGGCCCUCUAUUCCCAGUUUUCUAACUGUGGUAGGCCUACUUGCUUCGUUUUGUCUGUUGUAGGAUAAAGGAAAGUCGAAAUCUUCCAGUUUUGAUGUUUGAAGUGGAAGUGUUUGUAUAAUGUGCUAAAGCAAUGGAUUCUGCGACUGAUGCUAAUUAGAAUAAGGAGUAUUUUGCACCACUCAAGUCCCUCAACUUGAUGAGUGAUAUAUAAAUCAUAAAGAUUCAAAAAGUGAAACUUGA
Molecule: messenger RNA, 1124 nt
Organism: Ipomoea nil (Japanese morning glory)
Lineage: Eukaryota; Viridiplantae; Streptophyta; Magnoliopsida; Solanales; Convolvulaceae
Exons: 4
Coding region: 103-906 (267 amino acids)
Molecular function (GO): protein binding
Source: RefSeq, a predicted model, not a curated record